GGAAGUGUGUGCGCCGCGGGCCGCCUUGGUUACCGCGUUCUCCGCCCUUCGCUACGUCAUCGCUCCGAGCCCGCGAUCCGCUGCCCGCUUGGGCGCCGCCCGAGACCGUGGGGCUCCGGUUGCCGCCCCCUCAGGAGCCACCAUGUUGGUGAUACCCCCCGGACUGAGCGAGGAGGAGGAGGCUCUGCAGAAGAAAUUCAACAAACUCAAGAAAAAGAAAAAGGCAUUGCUGGCUCUGAAGAAGCAAAGCAGCAGCAGCACAGCCAGCCAAGGCGGUGUCAAACGCUCACUGUCAGAGCAGCCUGUGGUGGACACAGCCACGGCAACAGAGCAGGCAAAGCAGCUGGUGAAGUCAGGAGCCAUCAGUGCCAUCAAGGCUGAGACCAAGAACUCAGGCUUCAAACGUUCUCGGACCCUAGAGGGGAAGUUAAAGGACCCUGAGAAGGGGCCAGUCCCCACUUUCCAACCGUUCCAGAGGAGCAUAUCUGCCGAUGAUGAUCUGCAGGAGUCGUCUAGACGUCCACAGAGGAAAUCUCUGUAUGAGAGCUUUGUGUCUUCCAGUGAUCGGCUUCGGGAACUGGGGCCAGAUGGAGAAGAGGCAGAGGGCCCAGGGGCUGGUGAUGCCCCCCCUCGAAGCUUUGACUGGGGCUACGAAGAACGUGGCGGUGCCCGCUCCUCAGCCUCCCCUCCCCGAAGCCGCAGCCGGGACCGCAGCCGUGAGCGGAACCGGGACAGAGACCGGGAACGGGAUCGAGACCGGGAGCGGGAGCGGGACAGAGACCGCGAUCGAGACCGGGACAGGGACCGGGACCGAGACCGGGACAGGGACCGGGACCGAGAGGGCCCUUUCCGCAGGUCGGACUCGUUCCCUGAACGCCGGGCCCCUCGGAAGGGGAACACUCUCUAUGUGUAUGGGGAAGACAUGACACCCACCCUCCUCCGUGGGGCCUUCUCUCCCUUUGGAAACAUCAUUGACCUCUCCAUGGACCCACCCAGAAACUGUGCCUUCGUCACCUAUGAAAAGAUGGAGUCAGCAGAUCAGGCCGUUGCUGAGCUCAACGGGACCCAAGUGGAGUCCGUACAGCUCAAAGUCAGCAUUGCCCGAAAACAGCCCAUGCUGGACGCUGCCACUGGCAAGUCUGUCUGGGGCUCCCUGGCUGUCCAGAAUAGCCCUAAGGGUUGCCACCGGGACAAGAGGACCCAGAUUGUCUACAGUGAUGACGUCUAUAAGGAAAACCUUGUGGACGGCUUCUAGGGAGUGGAGCUGGAUUCCGUGUGCCUCAUCUGCCCCAACGCUGGUCUCAGUAAAACACUGAGGUGGAAGCUCACACAUCUCCCUCAGCCUCUGGUUUUUCAGCACUUGGGAUUGGGGUUGAGCCUUUAAAAACGGCUGUUAGAUUUGAUCUCAGUUGUAACAACAUGGUCAGUGCACGCUCCCUGCUCCUUUACCCCAAAAGGAUCUUGAACACAGGUGUUGUCGUAGUUGUUUUAAUUUGCUCUCAUGCCCCUUUCCAACAGGAAACCCCUUAUAGAAAACCCAGAUCCUCAUCUUGGAGUUUUUCCUUGAGCCAGGGCAGCACUUGGUAGAGGUUGAUGUGAAAGUCUCGGGCGUAAGCAGGUACCUGUUGCUGCCGCUUGCAGACAUCCACAACGCCCCAGCUGAUCACACCAACCUG
Molecule: messenger RNA, 1676 nt
Organism: Balaenoptera acutorostrata (minke whale)
Lineage: Eukaryota; Metazoa; Chordata; Mammalia; Artiodactyla; Balaenopteridae
Gene: NELFE
Product: negative elongation factor complex member E
Exons: 11
Coding region: 143-1255 (370 amino acids)
Biological process (GO): negative regulation of transcription elongation by RNA polymerase II
Cellular component (GO): NELF complex
Molecular function (GO): RNA binding
Source: RefSeq, a predicted model, not a curated record